Messenger RNA from Hypomesus transpacificus, 1871 nucleotides. Its product is annotated as cytokine receptor common subunit gamma-like. Gene Ontology annotation, biological process: cytokine-mediated signaling pathway. The record is from RefSeq and is a predicted model, not a curated record. Gene Ontology annotation, cellular component: external side of plasma membrane. Lineage: Eukaryota; Metazoa; Chordata; Actinopteri; Osmeriformes; Osmeridae. The coding region runs from base 372 to 1472 and encodes 366 amino acids. Gene Ontology annotation, molecular function: protein binding; cytokine receptor activity. The transcript is spliced from 8 exons.
GCAUUUGUGGGGAUGUGUACGUGUGUGUGUGAUGUGUGUAUCUGUGUGUGUAUCAAUUUGUAGCUGUAUUUCCAUGUCUACGAAGGCUAAUAAAGGCUUCAUAGACUGAUAUAGAUAUAGGCUUUGCUAUAAGUAAAUGUUGGAUGCCACUUUGUUUAUCCAAAGUAUAAGUUGUGUUAUUGUUAUCUGCAGUCUAGGACAACUGAAGAAGCUGCUGCGUAGAUCCUGUGUGGUUUUAUAUCUUCAGGAAACGAAACUUCACCCUCACACGCUCUCACACACUCAUACACGAAUACACAUCACACACACACAAACAGGCACACAACAGAUAACCAGUGAGUUGGUAAAGACUUGUCAGUAGUCUGUUAACCAUGAUGCUGGUUGCCUUGUUUCUCCUCAUCCAUCUCAGUGGACAUGAGUCCACCAUCUGUCCAGAGGUGAGCUGUUUGAUCGUGAACCUGGACUCGGUCGAAUGCACUUGGAGAGGCCAGGUCAACUAUACCUUCUACAGCCGAUAUAAGUCUGACCAAUAUCGUGAAUGCUCCAGUUAUGUCCUGGAGCAGGGCCUGGUUAUUGGCUGCAGUGAGGCCUAUCUGGAAAAUGCUGACAAAUUCAAGAGUUUUUCCACCAACCUCACCCACGAAAACUGCUCAACUGUGAAGAUACAUGAUCUCAAAGCCAGUGUGAAAAUGAAUCCUCCAACCAACCUGACAGUAAAGAUAUAUGGAAAGGAGCUGUGGCUGUACUGGAACAACUCCAAUAACCACCCCUGCCUGGAAAGCGAAGUUUGGCACAAGAACAACAACAGUGAAUGGAAGAGUUUCAUCCAUAACAACGAGAUGCAUGACUUCAGUGUCUCCUUGCCCUCCCAAAGCCUCCGCUAUGUUUUUCAAGUGAGGACGCGAGUGUCAGAUAGCUGUUAUGAGUCUAAGUUUUGGAGUGAGUGGAGCCAGGCAAUCUCUUGGGGACCAAUCAUAGUACCCAACCUUAAGGUCGAAGGGCUGCCUGGCGUUGCCGUGACGGUGUGGACUCCCCUGCUGGCUGUGAUGGCCACCCUCACCCUUCUGCUGCUGGUUAUGCUUUUGCUCCACAAUGAGAGGCUUAAAGUUAUCCUCGUUCCCAUGGUUCCCAACCCGGCCAAGAACCCCAUCCUGGCGGAGCUGCUGGACACCCACAACGGCAAUGUGGAGGAAUGGCUCCACAUCUCUAAGGAGCUGAAGGAGGGGUUCAAACCCAACUUCAGUGAUCGCACCUGCUCUGUCCGCGAGUACACCACUCAGUCAGCCAACCAAUCAGAGAGCUCUGCCACAGUAACCAUCGACCAAUCCGACUGCUCUGUCUCCAUCUCCACUGACCAGUCCGACUGCCUGUCCAACUCCGGUUUGUCGUCCACCAGCACCUCCAGUCUUCCCAUCACGUCUGUAGAGGAACGGGCAGGUCUUACUGAGAGACUUGUUGCACUGGUUGGUUAGUUGUAACGGAUUUAAAUUCUUGUACUCACUGAAAUAUUUUUACUGUUGACAGUUUUCUACGGGUACACUUGCACUUUUUGAGUUUCACGUUAUUGAAUUGUAACUUGUUUAACUGCAUGCUCUUAUGGUUCUUCCCUUUGGCACUUAUUUGGUUUUCACAAUGUAUGCUUCUUGUUUUGGCUGCUCGCAAUGUUUGGGGCUAUCUCGUUGUUAUGAUCAGUGACCUAUGCACUUUUGUAAAGCUCUCUCUUGGAAGUCACAAAAACGUCUGCUAAAUGCAUAACUGUAAAUGUCUUUAGAAACACCUGGGGUGCAUCUCAUUUGUUUGUUUCAGAUUGCUUCCUAAUCUGGUGUCCUUCACGUAAACACCACCAAUUACAAUUUAUUGACUUUGCCACA